Molecule: messenger RNA, 387 nt
Organism: Trypanosoma conorhini
Lineage: Eukaryota; Euglenozoa; Kinetoplastea; Trypanosomatida; Trypanosomatidae
Exons: 1
Coding region: 1-387 (128 amino acids)
Source: RefSeq, a predicted model, not a curated record
AUGCGCCGGCCACGCCGCACCGCGCCGCUCCUCACACUGAUGCUGCUGCUGCUGCCGCUGCUGUGCGCAGCCGCCGGGUGCCUCGGAGACGCUCCCGCCGGAGUUGCGCGGGGGGAAGAGGCAUCGCAGGAGCCACGGCGGGAGGAGGGCACAAGUAACACACCAAAAGACCCAAACGGUGAUGAUCAUCAGCUAAGUGCUGGCAGCGCACUGCCGGGCAGUGGCGUGGGGCCGGCGAAGGCAGGCAUUGUUACGACACCGCAAAGCUCAGCCCGCAGAGGGAACGAUGAGCAGACGCCUGCAGUGCUGCCGGCAAAUGCAGAAUCAGAGGGAACCAGUCGAGGUGUGGACGCAGGCAGCCUUUCACCGAAGGUAAGGCGGUGUUGA